AUGGGAAAACAACUGUUUGUUAUUCUCAACUCCGCCCUCUUGUGGUGGUGGAGCUCAAUCACAAUCCCCGGAGCAUGCUUGCAAAACCAAACGGAUUGGCUCGCAUUAGCUUCCUUCAAAAACGCGAUACACGAAGACCCAUUUGGAGUCUUGAGCUCUUGGAAUGAUUCUACCCAUCAUUGUGAGUGGCAAGGUGUUUUGUGUAGCAAAAAGCAUCCUGGAAGAGUCACAUCUUUAUUCCUAAGAUCACAAGGCUUGGGAGGCUUCCUAUCUCCUCACAUAGGGAACCUCUCUUUCUUGAGGGUCAUGCUUUUGCAGAACAAUAGCUUCCACGGUGAAAUCCCACCACAAAUUGGCAACUUGCUUCGACUCCGUGAUCUUGAUCUUACUAACAACUCAUUUGGCGGGCCAAUACCCUCCAAUCUUUCCCAUUGCUUGAACCUUGAGACCCUGAAUUUCUUUGGCAACCAACUUGUGGGGGGAAUUCAUUCCGAUAUUGGUACUUUACCAAGGCUUAAAAACUUGACCUUGUCCAGGAACAAUCUUGUAGGUCCUAUUCCUCCAUCGAUCGGAAACCUCUCCCAGCUACAAAAGCUCAACCUUGGAGUCAACGGAUUGCGUGGAGAAAUACCUGAAGAAUUGUCCAGACUCAAGAGGUUGAUUUUCUUCCAAGUAUGUAGCAACGAACUAACCGGUGAGAUUCCACCAGGGAUUUUUAACAUCUCCUCCCUUUGUAUCAUCUUUGUUGGUUGGAACCAAUUGUGGGGAAGCUUUCCCUCUGAUAUCGGCACCACUCUUCCUUCUCUCAGUUACCUCAGCGCAGCCAAUAACUUGUUCACUGGGACGAUUCCAUCAUCGUUAACAAAUGCCUCAAAUCUUUGGUUUUUUGAAAUUUACAACAACAGUUUCCAUGGGCCAAUAUCGAAAAAUCUGGGAAGGCUAAAGGGCCUUAAAAUAAUUUCAUUGGCUGUUAAUCAGUUGGAGGGUGACUUAAGUUUUAUUUCCUCUUUAGGUAACUGUUCCAACCUAGAAAUUCUCGCGCUGAGCUCAAACAUGAUUCAUGGAUCCUUCCCAAGAUCUAUCUCCAAUCUCUCCACUAGCAUUAAGCGAGUAUAUUUGUCAAACAAUCGGAUCCAAGGAACUAUUCCUUCAGCUCUAGAAAAUCUCUGCAACUUGAUUUUGUUGGAUUUAUCUGAUAACUUUCUUACUAGUCGCCUUCCUGAGUCCGUCGGAGCACUUCAUAGCUUGCAGCAAUUUUUUUUGUACGAAAACAUGUUUACAAGAGAGAUACCAUCUUCAAUUGGUAAUAUGACGUCCUUAUAUCUCCUUGACCUUCACUCCAACAAUUUCAAAGGCUACAUACCACAAAGUCUCAGCAACUGCAAGCAACUAAAUGGGCUCGAUCUUUCGAACAACAGCCUAAUUGGCUCAGUUCCACUCAAAAUCAUGGAUCUUUCUUCCUUGUCGGUCCUCUUCAGUUUAGCACAUAAUAAUUUAAGUGGAUCUCUUCCAUUGCAAGUUGGCUCUUUAAUAAAUCUCGCCGAGUUAGAUCUAUCUUACAAUAGAUUGACCGGCUUAAUUCCAGCCUCCAUCGGUGGGUGCUUGAGAUUGGAACGGCUUCACUUAGAAGAUAAUUCUUUCCAUGGUCAAAUCCCCCAAGCUUUACUUCCAUUACGGGGUCUAGAACACUUGGAUCUUUCCAAUAAUAAUUUUUCUGGUCCAAUCCCGAGCUUUCUCACAGAGCUCUCACAGCUCGAGUACUUGAAUUUGUCCUUCAAUCAACUAGAAGGACAAGUUCCGGAGCGUGGUGUCUUUCUUAAUGCAAGUGCUGUAUCGGUUUCUGGAAAUAGGGAACUAUGUGGAGGUGCUCCAAGUCUGAAGCUUCCUCUUUGUGAAUUACCAAGCUCUAACAAGUCUUCUACAACCAAGGCCAUAGUGAUAUCUGUGGUAGCCGUCAGUUUGUUAUGUUUAGCUUUGUUGUUCCUAUCUAUCUUCUAUUACUACAAAAAGAAGCAGAUGAGAACCGAUGCCUGGACGUCAUCAUCCUUUGGGCACCAAUUCUUGAGGGUUUCUUAUGAAGAACUUUUGAGAGCUACUGAUAGAUUCUCCGAGACCAAUUUGAUUGGUAAAGGGAGAUAUGGCACUGUUUAUAAGGGUAUUCUAGAUUGUGGUGCCACGGUGGCAGUGAAGGUGCUCAAUUUAAUGCAAAAAGGUGCUUCAAGGAGCUUUGUCUCCGAAUGCCAAACUCUAGGUACCAUUAGACACCGAAACCUCGUGAGGAUACUAAGUGUUUGUUCAGGCGUGGACUUUCGUGGCAAUGACUUUAAAGCUCUAAUAUACGAGUUCAUGGCUAAUGGGAGUUUGGAGGAGUGGCUACACCCUAGGACUAUAGGACAAGAUGAUAAGCAAGGUGAAUCGAGAAAUCUAAGACUAGUACAGAGGUUAAAUAUCGCCAUCGACAUAGCUAAUGCGAUCGAAUAUGUCCACAAGAGUUGUUCUUUAACAAUCCUUCACGGAGAUCUGAAGCCAAGUAAUGUGCUUUUGGACAAUGACAUGGUGGCUCGAGUUGGAGAUUUUGGGCUUGCAAAGAUCAUUUCCAUGGUGUCUACCGAAGCUGUAGGGGUUCGUUCCCAGGGCAGCUCAACUUCAACAUUAGUUAGAGGAUCCAUUGGCUAUGUGCCUCCUGAGUAUGGCAUAGGACACCAAGUUUCCACACUUGGGGAUGCAUACAGUUAUGGCAUUCUAUUAUUGGAGAUGUUCACUGCGAAGAGACCCACUGAAGAGGCCUUUGGGCAUUGUCUUAACCUUCAUAGUUUUGUCCGAAUGGCUCUUCCGGAUCAAGUGAUGGACAUCGUAGACCCAAGGCUUUGGAGUGAAGCUGGUGAUCAACAACAAGAGAUUAGGAUCAGAGAUUGCAUAAUCUCUGUAUUUGAAGUUGGAGUCGCAUGUUCGAUGGAAUCACUGCCGGAUCGGAUGGACAUGACCCAGGCGAUCAAGAAAUUAUACUCAAUCAAGAGGCGUUAUGAAACCAAAUAGAGGAGGACAAGUAUGUAGCUAAAUCAGUUUUCUCAUUUUAUCUUGGAACUCUUUCACUAGUAGAGAAAAUCAUCAUGCAAAGGCAGUGCUAGCAAAUUGACACGAUUAUCUCCCUAAAAGUUUGCCUACCCAUACCUAUUAUGUGUAUUUUUAAUAAUUACACCUAUACUUAUAUUUGAAUAUCAUAGAAAGCGGAUGUAUGGA
Eucalyptus grandis is the source of this 3240-nucleotide messenger RNA. RefSeq names its product putative receptor-like protein kinase At3g47110. The record is from RefSeq and is a predicted model, not a curated record. The transcript has 2 exons. Bases 1 to 3036 code for a protein of 1011 amino acids. Gene Ontology annotation, biological process: protein phosphorylation. Gene Ontology annotation, molecular function: ATP binding; protein kinase activity; protein binding. Lineage: Eukaryota; Viridiplantae; Streptophyta; Magnoliopsida; Myrtales; Myrtaceae.